AUGCCGUCUGACUACUUGCACAGUCUAUAUACGGGCUUCAUUCCCCGCCGUGAAAGGUCAGUCGACAGCAAGACCCUUUGGGCUGCCAUCUGCAGCAUUACCUUGGUGCAGUGGGGCCACUUCUGGUGUGGAUGGCUGGCGUGGAUAUGCGACUCGUUUGAUUUCUUCAGCGUGUCUCUCAGUGUCACCAACCUCGAGAAACAGUUCAACAAGCCUCCUGGAACUAUUACGACAGCAAUUACUUUGACGUUGUUGUUCCGUUCGCUGGGUGCAAUCAUCUUCGGUGUACUGUCCGACCGUUACGGCCGAAAAUGGCCCCUCGUUGCGAAUCUCCUCAUCGCUGCCGCCUUUGAGCUUGGCUCCGGCUUUGUGCAAACAUUCCCGCAGUUCCUCGCCGUGCGUUCCCUCUUCGGCGUCGCCAUGGGCGGCAUCUGGGGCCUGGCGUCGUCAACUGCGCUCGAGAAUCUCCCCGUGGAGGCGCGUGGGCUUGCCUCUGGCUUCUUGCAGGAGGGAUACGCGGUGGGAUACCUCAUUGCCGCCGUCGUGAACCUCACCCUUGUGCCUGAGACCUCGUCUGGGUGGCGAGGGCUGUUCUGGCUUGGCGCGGGCCUGUCUGUGCUUGCGGCAGCCGUCCGUGCGGUCCUACCGGAGAGUGAGCUCUUUUUGCGCGCGAAGGCGGUAGAGCGUGCGCAGGGUCAUACCACGGUGAACAAGACACGCGUCUUCAUGCACGAGACGUGGGAGAUGCUUAAGCGGCAUUGGAUAUUGUGCUGCUACGCGGUCUUGUUGAUGACAGGCUUCAACUUCCUGUCGCACGGCUCUCAGGAUUUGUACCCCACGUACCUCACCACAACCAAAGGAUUCAGCCAACACGAUGCAACUGUGGCUACUAUUAUCGGGAAUUGCGGCGCUAUCGCCGGCGGCACUAUUGCUGGCUGGUUGAGUCAGUAUGCUGGCCGACGUCUGACCAUCAUCAUGUUUGUGGUGAUUGUGGGAGCGUUCAUUCCCCUUUGGAUCCUUCCGUCGACAUUCGGCGCUCUUGCCGCAGGCGCGUUCUGCAUACAAUUCGGUGUGCAGGGCGCAUGGGGUGUCAUCCCAAUCCAGCUGAACGAGAUGUCGCCCCCUGCAUUCCGUGCAACAUUCCCUGGCGUCGCGUAUCAAAUAGGCAACAUGGUCUCGUCUGCGUCCGCGCAGAUCGAAGCCACCGGUGCCGCCCAUCUAAAAAAAGUGACGACUAUCGUGAACGGGGAGCCAAAGUUGGUCGCCAAUUAUGCCACCGUGCAAGGUAUUCUUGUCGGUGUCGUCGCCGCUUUCGUGGUGCUUUGCACGAUCGUCGGCCCUGAGAACCACGGCUCGCGCUUCGAGAAGUACAAGGCGGCGUUCGAAGAGGGUGCCGGACGCGACGAGGAGAUGCCCGACGUCGAGGAAGUGCAAGACUCUGCCGACGCAAGUUCACGUGCCGCAAGCAUACGGGAAGUGCGCGAGAAGGACCUCGAUGUAUGA
Messenger RNA from Postia placenta MAD-698-R-SB12, 1503 nucleotides. RefSeq lists its product as hypothetical. NCBI's taxonomy places the organism in Eukaryota, Fungi, Basidiomycota, Agaricomycetes, Polyporales, Adustoporiaceae. The record is from RefSeq and is a predicted model, not a curated record. Gene Ontology annotation, cellular component: plasma membrane. The coding region runs from base 1 to 1503 and encodes 500 amino acids. Gene Ontology annotation, molecular function: secondary active monocarboxylate transmembrane transporter activity. Gene Ontology annotation, biological process: plasma membrane lactate transport. The transcript has 15 exons.